AUGUCCACGGCCGCGGAUGUGCCCCUACUAGUCGUCUCGGAGCAUUCUUCUGCUGAGCGACGGAUCACGCCUGCUUGGUCCAUCGCCGCUCUCAAGGCCCGCCUCGAGCCCAUCACGGGUGUGCCGGCCACUUGUCAGAGGCUGAGUCUGAAGAUCGGCUCGCAGCCACCGCAGGCCAUCGAUGCUCAGGAUGAGGAAGCGGCCCAGAUAGGCGCAUGGCCACUGCAGCCGUAUGCAGAGCUUCAGGUGGGUGCUGAGAGCCUCCUACGUCUCACCCUCUCUCCUCAAACGCCCCUCCAAUCCCGGAUGAACGCUGCAUUUCCCCUGCUGCGCCUCAGUGUCAUUCACCUCGGUGUUUGGAGCACGCGGCACCACGAAUGCAAACAGGAUCACGGCUCAAACCCGGCGGCUUCCUCCAAGUUUGGCUGCAGAACGAGGGGCUAUACCAGAUCUCGAACGCGUCCGCUGCCAGGGACUCGCCUGGUCAAGCAGUCAUGUGUAUGCUGAUCACGGCGACUGUAGGUCAUCGACACUCGUCCGCCGGGCGCCAGGACCAAUUACACGGAUGUCUCCUCGGUGCAAAAGUACGAAAUGUCAGCGGCAGAGUACGAGGAUCGCUCCGACAGCGUUCUUGCUUGGAAGAAGUCGCAAAAGCUCGGCCGCUUUGAUCCGAAUGCCCCAGACAUUCUCCAGCAAAAGGUCAAUGUCUCCUACCGCGAGGUCGAAGAACGGGGCAUCAAGCAAGGCAUGCGCUGUCGUUUGCUCCCCGAGUCUGAUCAUCGGCGCGGUACGGUACAGUACAUCGGCGACGUGCCAGACAUCCCGGGUGUCGGCGCGUGGGUGGGAGUCGCCCUCGACGAGCCUACUGGGAAGAAUGACGGCAGCGUCAAAGACAGGCGCUACUUCGAGUGCCAACCUAACUUUGGCGUCUUUGUGCGGGCUGAGCGAGUGGAAAUGGGAGACUUCCCCGUGCUCGAUGAGUUUGCAGACGAGGAAGACGAAUUCUGA
Lecanosticta acicola is the source of this 1008-nucleotide messenger RNA. The record is from the annotation of a GenBank genome assembly. NCBI's taxonomy places the organism in Eukaryota, Fungi, Ascomycota, Dothideomycetes, Mycosphaerellales, Mycosphaerellaceae.